CCUGCAGUCUGCGCACACGCAGCGAACGAGCAUCAGCGUUGAGGUAUCUCCACACUCUCUAAGCUACAACAACCAUGUCGGACCUCUGUGUUGGAAUCAAUGGCUUUGGGCGCAUUGGUCGCCUGGUUCUGAGGGCUUGCCUCCAGAAAGGCAUCAAAGUCGUAGCCAUCAACGACCCCUUCAUUGACUUGAAGUACAUGGUCUACAUGUUCAAGUAUGACUCCACUCACGGCCGUUAUGAUGGCGAGGUCUCCCACGAUGACAGCAAGCUUAUCGUCGAUGGUCAUGGCAUCUCAGUUUUCCAGUGCAUGAAGCCCGCUGAGAUCCCCUGGGGCAGUGCUGGAGCCAAAUAUGUUGUCGAGUCCACCGGAGUCUUCCUGAGUGUGGAGAAAGCCUCUUCUCACAUCCAGGGUGGUGCACAGCGUGUGGUUGUGUCUGCCCCAUCACCUGACGCUCCAAUGUUUGUCAUGGGAGUCAACGAGGACAAAUACGACCCCUCCUCCAUGACCAUCGUCAGUAACGCCUCCUGUACCACCAACUGCCUGGCCCCCCUGGCCAAAGUCAUCCAUGAUAACUUUGGUAUUGAGGAGGCUCUCAUGACUACAGUCCACGCCUACACAGCCACCCAGAAGACGGUGGACGGGCCCAGCGCCAAGGCCUGGCGUGACGGCCGUGGUGCCCACCAGAACAUCAUUCCAGCUUCCACCGGUGCCGCCAAGGCAGUGGGCAAAGUCAUUCCUGAGCUCAAUGGUAAGCUGACCGGAAUGGCGUUCAGGGUGCCAGUGGCCGACGUGUCGGUUGUGGACCUGACAUGCCGUCUGUCCAAGCCUGCAUCUUACGCUCGGAUUAAGGAGGCUGUCAAGAAGGCUGCACAUGGAUCCAUGAAGGGAAUUCUGGGUUACACUGAGGAUCAGGUGGUGUCCUCUGACUUCAUCGGUGACACUCACUCCUCCAUCUUUGAUGCUGGUGCUGGCAUCUCCCUCAACGACAACUUUGUCAAGCUCAUUUCCUGGUAUGAUAACGAGUAUGGCUACAGUAGCCGUGUUGCCGAUCUGCUGCUGUACAUGCACUCCAAGGAGUAGACACUUCCUGCCCCGAAAGGAAGUUAGGAAAGGGACCACCCCUAAACAUCGUAAACCCUCACUUACCUUUUACAAAAGGCCCCACCCAUAGCCAAGUCAUAGCUUUUGGACCCUUAGCUCUCCUACAGUAAAUGUAGGCAGCAGCAGCGUGUUUGAUUGUUCUGAGUUCAUCUGUCUUUUCCUUUGACGACGAGGCGACAGGUCGGUGAAAGUACUUGUGUUCGUGUGCCCCUCUCCACCUCCCACUGCCAAGUUAGAUGUCUCGUUCCAGCUGAGUACUUAUCGUAACUACUGUAUUAAUUUCACUGUUGGUGUUUUUAAAAGCUUUGUCACCAGUGGAAGGAGUAAACUGAGAGGCAGCCCUACUGUAACUGCUUAAAGUUAGAGACGACUAAAUAAAACGUGAGAAAAUCCAAAA
Messenger RNA from Nematolebias whitei (Rio pearlfish), 1500 nucleotides. RefSeq names its product glyceraldehyde-3-phosphate dehydrogenase, spermatogenic (gene gapdhs). The transcript is spliced from 11 exons. The coding region runs from base 75 to 1082 and encodes 335 amino acids. Lineage: Eukaryota; Metazoa; Chordata; Actinopteri; Cyprinodontiformes; Rivulidae. The record is from RefSeq and is a predicted model, not a curated record. Gene Ontology annotation, molecular function: NADP binding; oxidoreductase activity, acting on the aldehyde or oxo group of donors, NAD or NADP as acceptor; NAD binding. Gene Ontology annotation, biological process: glucose metabolic process.